Molecule: messenger RNA, 1665 nt
Organism: Chironomus riparius
Lineage: Eukaryota; Metazoa; Arthropoda; Insecta; Diptera; Chironomidae
Source: the annotation of a GenBank genome assembly
AUGAAGUUCAUUUACUGGCUGCUCAUCUUUAUCUUUGGAAUCGUUCUUGUGACCGUGUCAAUCAUUCUUGCACUAGUGUUUACUGGAGCCGAUGAUGUUGAAAUUGAAAUUUCACUAAUUCACAUCAAUGAUUUUCAUGCGAGAUUUGAGGAGACAAAUAACCAGUCAUUGCCAUGUCUAGAGGGACAAGUUUGUAUUGGUGGAUAUUCCAGAAUGGCAACAAUUGUUAAACAACUGAAUAGAAAUCGAGAUUAUCCAAUUUUUCUAAAUGCUGCUGACAAUUUUCAAGGAAGUGUCUGGUAUAGUCUAUUCAGGUACAAUGUUACUGCGCAUUUUCUUAAUCUCCUUCCUGCUGACGCAAUUACUCUUGGAAAUCAUGAAUUUGCGCAUAAUGUUGAAGGUUUGGUGCCAUUACUAAGACAACUGACUUCUCCAGUUGUUGCUGCAAACAUUGAUGAUUCUGAUGAGCCACAAAUUCAAAAUUUGUAUAGAAAAUCAGUUGUUAUUGUUAGAAGACGAAGAAGGAUUGGAAUUAUUGGUGCAAUUUAUAGAAGAACCGCUGAAAUUGCAAUGACUGGAAGGCUAAAGUUUACUGAUGAAGUUCAAGCUAUUCGAGAAGAAGCUCAAAGACUUAAAAAUCAAGGUAUAAACAUUAUCAUAGCACUGACUCAUUGUGGACUGUCUGAAGACACCAGAAUAGCUGAUGAAGUUGGUGACCUUGUGGAUAUUGUUGUUGGUGGACAUUCUCAUUCAUUCUUAUUCAGUCCUCAAGGUUCACAAUUUCCUGGAUUUGACACAAUUACUUCCGGACCAUAUCCAAUAGUUAUAAAUCCUAGAAAUGACAGAAACAGACAAGUUCUUGUUGUUCAAGCAUUUGCAUUCGCCAGAUACGUUGGCGAUCUUCGAGUUGUCUUCGACAUCAACGGAAAUAUCAAAAGUUUUCGAGGAAACCCAAUCUUUCUUGGUCCAAAUGUCGCUAAAGAUCCUGAAAUCGAAGCUGAAUUGAUUCCAUGGCGAGAACAAGUAAAUGAGAUCAGCCAUCGAGUCAUCGGAUCUACUACUGUCGAUUUAAUGCACCUAGGUUGUUGGUCAGGGGAAUGUGCACUUGGCAGCUUCACAGCAGAUGGAAUUGUAGCUGAAACUCAACUAGCACAUCCUGAAUUAAAUAUUAGAUCUGGAUUUUUACAAGUUGGUGGCAUGAGAAGCAGCUUUCCAGUUGGACCUAUAACUUAUGGUGACAUAAUGACUUUCUUUCCAUUUGCAAACACCUUUGAUAUUUUAGAACUCAAUGGAACUACUUUAAUGGCCAUUUUUGAACACUCAGUUGCUAGAUCUUGGAGUGAAACUGAAUUCAUUCCCGCAGACAUGCUGCAAAUUUCCGGCAUUCAAGUCACUUUUAAUGCUGCAAUGCCUUCAGGCAGUCGAGUAGUGUCAUUAAGAAUGAAAAAUGAAAAUAAUCAAUUUGAAAACAUAAUUUUAGAUCAAUUUUAUGAAGUUGUGGUUCCAUCAUUUUUGGCUAAUGGCGGCGAUGGAUAUGCCAUGAUUCCAGAGAAUAAAAGAAACUGGAGAACUGGAUUGUUUGAUGUUGAUGUGAUGGAGUCGCAUAUUAGGAGAAUGUCACCAAUAAAUUAUGCAGUUGAUGGAAGGAUUGUUAUGUUGAAUUAG